Phytophthora sojae is the source of this 387-nucleotide messenger RNA. RefSeq lists its product as hypothetical. NCBI's taxonomy places the organism in Eukaryota, Oomycota, Peronosporomycetes, Peronosporales, Peronosporaceae. The transcript has a single exon. The coding region runs from base 1 to 387 and encodes 128 amino acids. The record is from RefSeq and is a predicted model, not a curated record.
AUGGACAACAUUGCGUGCCGGUACAUUUUGGCCCCAUCGCGCAAAAAGUUGUCGACCAAGUUGUUGCGGUGGUUGGGGUACCUUUCGGAGUUCCGGUUCGAAGUCCUACACCGCGCAGGUGCAGCAAACGUCGUCGCUGACGCUUUGUCCCGGACAGCAGAACGCCACGACACGUCGAUGGUAACCCGAGAUCUUGCGGUGAUGUGUGGGGAUUACACCUUUGCGGCAGCUACCAGACAGCACUCUAGAAACACCAACGUCAGCCCGACACCAAGAUCUAACACGUCGUCAAUUCUUUUCGCCCUGCUGCAUACUCAAGCGAUCCGACUCUCAAAGCCGACUAGAAACGUUUGUCCCAAGGUCAGACCGUGGCGAGAUUUGAACUGA